GCAGGGGUUUAUUCGUCGUUGGCGAAAUCACGUGUAUGGAAUGUAGUACACCUAUUCUUUACAAAUGGUUUCUGUUCCUAUUAUUUAACAGACAGAACAUAUACAUAUGUCGAUUAAUAUCAAAAAUGAUAUCACGUUCCGCAUCUCUAAAGUCUCUCUUUCAUUUGUACUUCAGACAAUACGAAACGAACAGCAUUAUGCUUUCGAGAAACUUUAAUAGUUUGUUCAAAGAAUGAAUUUGAAAAGGACAUGAUGCCGAUAGGUGGUUAUUGCAUUUUGGUUGAGUCUAUAGGGCCUCAGACCCACGAGUUUCUGGUGCAAAUGCAAUCUUCAAUGUCCGUCGAUGGUCACUUUGGUGGAACGAAAGUCAUCAGCUCGACAACGUCGAAACUGCACUGUCUAGAAGAGAAAAGAACAGAAUUUGUGUACGAAGAUGAUGGUUUACGCGAGAAAUCAAUUUACAUAGGUAUAGAGGAUAAUUCUUACUAUGUAAAAUUAAAGCGAACUUGUCCAUGUGAUCAAUCUGAAGAAAUCAAAGAUCUCAAUUUUAAUCACGACAAUGAAUUAAUUAGCGAAGGAGUGAAUAUAUUGCUCAUGCGGUAUUUGGCGUUAACAAAUUAUGAAGGAACAUUGUCUUUUCAGACUAUCACCAUAGAUGGGGAAUUAACCACAUCUAGUUAUGUAUGUACUCCAGCCGAACGUAUGGAAAUAGAUGGACACUUUUUAGAUGUCUAUACAAUUCAGCGCAAAAUACAUAAACAGGAUGGAUAUGUACAGAUUAUAAAAACUCAUUUAAGUUCACAUGGUAUAAUAUUGCGGCACAAUUGUUUAGAUGUGCCUUAUAUAUUAAAAAUUAAUCCACUGGCUGAUCCAACAAUCGCCAAUAGUACAAUAAAACUAGAAAGUCCACUAAGGGAUCGUUGGUCAGAAGAUAUUGAAAUGUUUUCUAAAUAUUUAGAUACGAAAGUAAAAAAUUGCGACAAAUAUUUUUAACGGUCAUCAUGAAACGAAAAUCUGAGAAAAUGCUUUUUUAACUUUUUAUAGUUCUCUAAAAUGGCUGAACAUACGGAAUACCUAGUUGAUCAUCCAGAAGUGAAACAACUGAUUACAGACUACAUUCAAACGCUACUAGUUGGUAAUCACGACUGGAUAAGCAUUCUACAAUUUCUUUUUAGACAGGUCAUAUUACUUAUACAAAAAAUAUUUCAUUUUGCAACAAGUUUAAAUUUUGCUGGUCUCCACAGUGAAACCUGAUAAUGUAAUUGACUUCACGAUACAACAUUUCAAAGCGUUUGCAAAA
Molecule: messenger RNA, 1300 nt
Organism: Megalopta genalis
Lineage: Eukaryota; Metazoa; Arthropoda; Insecta; Hymenoptera; Halictidae
Source: RefSeq, a predicted model, not a curated record